UAAAGUUUCCUUCCGCAUUGUGAACAGUGUGAAGCUGACACAGAGGAGCGAGGCGAAGUUGCUUCGGUGUUAAUUGACCCUGCUGGGAGAUCACUAAGCAAAGAGGUUGGUGUGGAAAGUACAUAGCAACAAACAGAAGACACUGAUGCUUGAGUGUCAACAUGGCAGAUAUGGACCCUGAGACCACCACCCACACCGAGCCCAUGGUGGACGAAGAGGAGCCUCUUUUCAGCAACCUGGACCUCUUCCUCUUCUCCCUGAUUGUCGGCCUCGUCAUUUAUUGGUUCAUGUCCCGCAAGAAGCCUGAGCCCAUCCCUGAAUUCAAGAAGCUAGAUACACCAACACCCACUACGAGAGAGACAAGUUUCAUCGAGAAAAUGAAGAAAACGGGCAAGAACAUCAUUGUUUUCUACGGCUCCCAGACGGGCACAGCGGAGGAAUUUGCCAACAGACUGUCCAAAGACGCUCAGCGCUACGGCAUGAAAGGAAUGUCUGCCGAUCCAGAGGAAUACGACAUGGGUGAAAUGUCCCGUCUGUCUGAGAUCAAUAACUCCCUCGCCAUAUUUUGCAUGGCCACCUAUGGUGAAGGAGACCCAACAGAUAACGCCCAGGACUUCUAUGACUGGCUGCAGGAAAAUGAUGAUGAAGACCUCUCUGGACUAAACUACACGGUAUUCGCUUUGGGCAACAAGACAUAUGAACACUACAAUGCAAUGGGAAAAUAUGUCGACAAAAGGCUGGAAGAACUUGGGGCAAAGCGCAUCUAUGACCUUGGUUUGGGAGAUGAUGAUGGCAAUCUGGAAGAGGAUUUCGUUUCAUGGAGAGAGCAGUUCUGGCCGGCCGUCUGCGAGCACUUCGGAGUGGAAGCCUUAGGAGAUGAAUCAAGCAUACGGCAGUAUGAGCUGAAGGAGCACACCGACAUCAACAUGAACAAAGUGUACACAGGCGAGAUUGGCCGUCUGAAGAGUUUUGAGGUCCAAAAGCCGCCCUUUGAUUCAAAAAACCCUUUCCUGGCACCAGUCACUGUCAACCGCAAACUCAACAAAAGUGGUGAUAGGCAUCUUAUGCAUCUUGAAGUAGACAUAACAGGCUCCAAGAUCAGAUAUGAGUCAGGAGACCAUGUCGCUGUUUUCCCCACAAAUGACUCGGCGUUGGUGAACAAGCUUGGGCAAAUCCUUGGAGUGGACCUUGAUGUUGUUAUCUCUCUCAACAACCUUGAUGAGGAGUCCAACAAGAAACACCCUUUCCCCUGCCCAACCACCUACCGCACAGCCCUGACUCACUACCUGGACAUCACACAUCCUCCUCGCACCAACGUCCUCUACGAGCUGGCACAGUACGCUUCUGACCCCAAAGACCAGGAGAAUAUGCGCAAGAUGGCCUCCUCUUCCCCCGAGGGCAAGGGGCUCUACCAGAGUUGGGUGUUGGAUGUCAAUAGAAACAUCCUCGCCAUUCUGGAGGAUAUGCCUUCCUUGAGGCCUCCCAUUGACCACCUGUGUGAGCUGCUGCCUCGUCUCCAGGCUCGCUAUUACUCUAUCGCCUCCUCCUCAAAGGUUCACCCUAACAGCAUCCACAUCUGUGCCGUGGUGGUAGAAUAUAAGACCAAGACUGGCCGCAUCAACAAGGGAGUGGCCACCAACUGGCUGAAGAACAAACUGGUCACUGACAACGGCCACAAGUCCACUGUUCCUAUGUACAUCCGCAAGUCCCAGUUCCGCCUACCCUUCAAAUCCACCAUCCCAGUGAUCAUGAUCGGCCCUGGGACAGGAAUUGCUCCCUUCAUGGGCUUUAUCCAGGAGAGGGGCUGGCUCAAACAACAAGGAAAGGAGGUCGGAGAGACGGUGAUGUUUUUCGGCUGCAGGUAUAAGAAUGAGGACUUUAUCUACCAGGAGGAGCUGGAGGAGGCAGAGAGGAAUGGAGUUCUAUCAAAGCUGUUCGUUGCCUUCUCAAGAGACCAGGAGCAAAAGGUGUACGUGCAACACCUCCUGAAGACGCAUAAGGAGCACAUCUGGAAGCUGGUUCACUCAGAAAAUGCUCAUAUCUACAUCUGCGGGGAUGCGAAAAACAUGGCGAAGGACGUGCAGACGGCCUUCCACGAGAUCGCAGAAGAACUGGGAGGCUUGACACGCACCCAGGCCACAGAUUACAUCAAGAAACUGAUGACCAAGGGACGCUACUCACAAGAUGUCUGGAGUUAAAGAGCCUCAAAACCCAGCUUCACUCACGCUACUCAAGUGGUUGUUUUUAAUUUUUAUUUUUUAUUUUUACUGUAUGUCUUUUAUCAGGACUGAAUAUAAAAACAUUUAACACUUCAUACUCACCCUGGUUCAUGAAGAAGAUCAUGAGGCAGACCCUACCUCAGCAGGUUUUGUUUAGAAACCCAUUCAGCAAUCUCAAAGUAUAUUUCCUACUUAUGUAUACUACAUUAUGUAUCAGGACCACCAGCUUGUACGCUCUGGGGUCUUCACUUGAGCCGUGGUCCAAGACCAAAAGUACAUUUAGCCAGUCUGGAUCACAGGACGUGGAAAGAGUCUUUGGUAUAAAUGAAUGAAUCGGUGUAAUUGGGUGUUUUACUGCAAAUCUGGAUGCUCUGGGAUUAGAUUUAGCUGAUUAGAUUAAGAAACCCACUGGCUCAAAAUUCCUUAAUGAAUCAUGUAGGUUUACUAGAAAAAAGAAGCACAAAAGAGUCAUCGUCUCAGAUUUUCACAUUUUUUACUGCUGAGUCAAACAGUUCGGCUGUCAUCAAAACUGAUGGCAACUCUGAGUAGACAAUCCAUCAGUUUUGUGGGAGAGGGACUCAUUGAUCCCAACCUGUGGUUGUACAUAUUAUAAUUCCACUGUGAACAUGAAGAGUUCAGAUGAAACAAUGGAAGCUCAUUCAAUUUGCCAUCUUGAGAUGUUUGUAACUUUGAACCAGUUGGUUUUAACCGUUUGUAGACUUAACCCCAGAGCAAAUAACCCUGCAUAAUACUGUAUGUCUCAGUGAUACAUUGAGCGUUGUGUGUCCAUGUUGCAGGCAGUUUUCAGUAUGAACAUUCAGAGAAGCUUUAGACAUGAAAGGGUGCUGACAUUGAACUAGUUUCUCUCAGAGCUGAUCUAGUAGUACUUUUGAAUGUACUUAAAAUACAUUAAAAUGUUUCAGAAAAUGUGUAAAACGUCUGUGAGGAAACUGGUGUAACAAACUGGCAUCAUAGGUACAAUAUAUGUUUACCUUUGUAUUUUGACAAGGGAUUUUGCCUUUUAUGCAUAAGUUGCUGUUCAUUUUAAAUCGGUAACCUUUUGAGAGGCACAAAGUGAUGCAAAGGGGGAAAAACAUUUAUUGAAAUAAACGAUUAUGUAUUUUAUUUCCCAUAAGCCUGCCGCUAAACAUAAUCAAAAUGAAUCUAUAGGUACCCUGAUAUUUUUGUAAAAUGUUUAAACAUUAGACUUGCAUCCAGAUCUGGCCUUCCAAAUGGCAUUUUAUUUUAUAUGCAUUUGACAGCAGAGGAAUAUUAAAUGAGUUGGUCAUGUGACAGUAACACUCAGACAUAUGACAGCCACCUCUGUUUGGCAAUUUUAUAUGUAUAUAUUUUUUUAUUGUCCAGUAACAUAUGCAUCACUACACAGAGAAGAUGACCAGACAUAUCAAAACAUUUUUUGUGUGUCUCCUAACAUUUUGUCUGUCAGUGCUCAUCUCAGUGUGUUUUUUUGUGAAUACGAGGAGUUUGAAGAGUUCAGCCAACCUGUUAAAGAGCAGCCUGUGCCUUUUUAACACUGCCUUAUGCGUUAGGUUAGGAUUAAAAUUAUGAUACUUGUCUUGUUAACAGUUUUUUUUUUCUUUCCCUGCUGAAAGUUUCAUAGAAAGUCUAAUUAAUCUGAGACACUUUACCCAGCGUUGUCACUUUUUCUCAUUCCAUUUUAUGAUGUGAUUAUUUGAUUGUAUCAAGGCAUGCAUUUUUUUCAAUGAAUAAAUUUGGAAUAAUUUGUCA
Messenger RNA from Thunnus maccoyii (southern bluefin tuna), 3968 nucleotides. RefSeq names its product P450 (cytochrome) oxidoreductase b (gene porb). NCBI's taxonomy places the organism in Eukaryota, Metazoa, Chordata, Actinopteri, Scombriformes, Scombridae. Gene Ontology annotation, molecular function: NADPH-hemoprotein reductase activity; FMN binding; flavin adenine dinucleotide binding. The transcript has 17 exons. Bases 162 to 2198 code for a protein of 678 amino acids. The record is from RefSeq and is a predicted model, not a curated record. Gene Ontology annotation, cellular component: cytosol. Gene Ontology annotation, biological process: response to hormone.